AUGGUGGGGAAGCUCUUACUUUGUGCUGUCGUGCUGCUGCUUUUAACAGGAAGCAAUGCACAGUCCGAUGUGUGUGGCGUUGCUCCGCUCAACAGCAGGAUCGUGGGAGGCGAGGACGCUCCUGCAGGCGCGUGGCCGUGGCAGGUCAGCCUGCACAAAUUAUUCAGGCAUUUCUGUGGAGGGUCGCUGAUCAACAACCAGUGGGUGCUGACUGCAGCUCACUGCUUCACCAGCACAAGCACCUUCGGUCUCACCGUGUAUCUCGGCCGUGACACCCAACAAAGCCAGAAUCCGGACGAGGUGUCCCGCUCCGUGAUUGAGGUCAUCCCACAUGCGGACUACAAUCCCAACACUAACGACAACGACGUGGCUCUGCUGAAGCUGUCGGCGCCCGUGGACUUCACCGACCACAUCAGGCCCGUGUGUCUGGCUGCGGACGGCAGCACGCUCGGUAACGGGACGACCUGCUGGGUCACCGGCUGGGGAACCAUCCGAUCUGAGGUUUCUCUCCCGUUCCCUCAGACGCUGCAGGAAGUGAGCGUCCCCGUCGUGUCCAACGCUCAGUGUAGUGCCUCUUACAGUGUACUCACAAGCAACAUGAUCUGUGCCGGUCUGCAGGAUGGAGGGAAGGACUCGUGCCAGGGUGACUCAGGCGGCCCGCUUGUGACUAAAACCGGCUCUACGUGGAUCCAGGCCGGAGUGGUGAGUUUUGGACGAGGCUGUGCCCUGGCCAACUUCCCGGGAGUCUACGCCCGAGUGUCGCGGUACCAGUCCUGGAUCAUCACCCAGACCAACACCCGGAACACCAGCACCGAGCCGGGCUUCGUCGACAUCCAGCUCAACAGCUCGUCCUCUGGAACCACUCGUCUGGUUUCUCUCUCGCUGCUGCUGUCCUUCCUCCCGGUCCUCUUCUCUCUCUUCGUGCUUACAUAGGAUGAUGGUUGUUGCACCAGUACAGAAUCACUGGACCACUACCUCUCAUUGAUAUCGUUUGUUGCUGGAAUACUACUGUCAGCCACAAGAUUAAUUUUUCCAUACACUUUAAAAUGUACCUGCCAGAAGACAUGAAUGUGUUUAGUCCUAAUUAUGUUAUAUUAAUGAUUUUAAAUAAAGCAUUAAGUGCAACAUUUAAUUAAAAAAUCAUUAAAUUUACCAGUUAUAAU
This is a messenger RNA of Cottoperca gobio, 1163 nucleotides long. RefSeq names its product serine protease 27-like. Gene Ontology annotation, biological process: proteolysis. Gene Ontology annotation, molecular function: serine-type endopeptidase activity. NCBI's taxonomy places the organism in Eukaryota, Metazoa, Chordata, Actinopteri, Perciformes, Bovichtidae. The transcript has 6 exons. The record is from RefSeq and is a predicted model, not a curated record. Bases 1 to 933 code for a protein of 310 amino acids.